Messenger RNA from Pseudomyrmex gracilis, 883 nucleotides. RefSeq lists its product as uncharacterized. The transcript has 2 exons. Bases 23 to 409 code for a protein of 128 amino acids. Lineage: Eukaryota; Metazoa; Arthropoda; Insecta; Hymenoptera; Formicidae. The record is from RefSeq and is a predicted model, not a curated record.
CUCAAAAUGUUCGCGCGUGAUUAUGUGGAGAUCAUCGAAGAGGCUGAUUAUUAGUUGUCUACAUUACGUGAUCAGAUGCGGUCGCAUUAACCUGGACACGGACGAUUUGGAUGACAUAUCGGACUACGACGUCCAGGAUGUUCCUAGCGUUUUAACGUCUCCCGCAGUGCAUUUCCAGCCGCAGACAUUCGGAGUGCCGUGGCAACCGCGGCAGGAUGACGUGCAGCAUCGACCGGACGCGCCGGGCGUGAGGAGGAUCUCGCCGCCGGAAGUGGUGACCAAGAUGUUGCGGGCUCUCGAGGAGAUGGGCGAGUCCGUGGAACCGUCUGCGGUCGACAAGACGCGCGAAGAUACGUCCGAGCCACUGGAGCAGCUGUUACGUGCGGAGACACAGCCGAGAACGAGUUAAAAGUGUCUCUUCAGAGUGUCUCGAGGACUUCGGUGGAUCUCUUAAAAUCUUACAUUUUGUACAUUUAGGAAAGAUAAGACGGAUGGAGUAUGAGCUCUGAGUACGUGUAAACUAUUACGUUAUCGUUUGGUCCAAUUUUCCUUACAUUUUUUAAUUGCCAGUUUUGUUCAAGGCUUGUGUAAUAUGAUCGUGUGUGCGUAUAAAAAUAAACCGACGUGUACAAUGUUUUAAUUGUUUGCAGAUUUUCACAAUCUAGAGAGUUUUAUCAAUAUUAUUGAAAAACAAACAUGUAUAUUGAUUAUAACUUUUAUCAUAGAAUCGUAUAUUGUAGAAUCGUGACUGUAUAUCGUAACUGUAUACGUUGUGUGUGCGUGUGUGUGCGUGUGUGUGUGUGCGCGUGCAAAAAUAUUAAAUUUCAUCGAAAAUAUUUUAACACACGAUAAACAUCAUUGUAAUAAAAUCACGUUGCGACAA